This is a messenger RNA of Nipponia nippon (crested ibis), 895 nucleotides long. Lineage: Eukaryota; Metazoa; Chordata; Aves; Pelecaniformes; Threskiornithidae. The record is from RefSeq and is a predicted model, not a curated record.
AUGAAGCAUCAGGACCCAGGGAUGUAUAAAGGAUCUGCGUAUUCUGGCUACCCUUUCCUAAUGCUCUCAGACCCUUAUCUGCCAAAUGGAUCUAUGUCACCUCUGUCCAACAAAGUUCCCGUCGUGCAGCCAUCCCACGGAGUCCACCCGCUCACCCCGCUUAUCCCUUACAGCAACGACCAUUUCAGCCACGGCUCCCACUCGCCCCACUUGCCCGCCGACAUCAACCAGAAACAAGGAGUGCACCGUCCUUCCCAGACCUCAGACAUCCCUGGUUUCUACCCCCUCCCUCCCGGUGGAGUCGGACAGAUCACGCCGUCGAUGGGAUGGUUCACUCACCCGCUGAUGCUGGGCUCUGGCAUGCACACCACCGGCAUCCCGCACCCCGCCAUCGUGCCCCACUCUGGCAAGCAAGAGAUGGAGCACUAUGACCGAAACAUGAAACCUCAACCAGAACCAAAGAGAGAGAAGGAAGCCAAGAAGCCCACUAUCAAGAAGCCCCUGAAUGCUUUCAUGUUGUAUAUGAAAGAAAUGCGGGCGAAAGUCAUUGCCGAGUGCACCCUGAAGGAGAGCGCUGCUAUCAACCAGAUCCUGGGGAGGAGGUGGCACGCGCUGUCCCGGGAGGAGCAGGCCAAGUACUAUGAACUGGCUCGCAAGGAACGGCAGCUCCACAUGCAGCUCUACCCCGGCUGGUCUGCCAGAGACAACUACGGGAAAAAGAAGAGACGAACACGGGAAAAGCAGCAAGAUUCCAACUCAGAUCCUGCCUCUCCUAAGAAAUGCAGAGCUCGCUUUGGCCUCAACCAACAAACGGACUGGUGCGGCCCGUGCAGUUCUUUUACAGCAAUUUCAACUCCUCCUGAAAUACAUAUUUGAACUCCUGAAAUCAGUUUGA